Sapajus apella (tufted capuchin) is the source of this 1011-nucleotide messenger RNA. Its product is annotated as olfactory receptor 52B6. The record is from RefSeq and is a predicted model, not a curated record. Gene Ontology annotation, cellular component: membrane. Lineage: Eukaryota; Metazoa; Chordata; Mammalia; Primates; Cebidae. The transcript has a single exon. Gene Ontology annotation, biological process: G protein-coupled receptor signaling pathway. Bases 1 to 1011 code for a protein of 336 amino acids. Gene Ontology annotation, molecular function: G protein-coupled receptor activity; olfactory receptor activity.
AUGGCACAGGUGAGGGUCCUGCAUAAAAUCAUGGCCCUUUUACCUGCUAACAGCAUACCUGCUAUGAACAACUCUGACACUCGCAUAGCAGGCUGCUUCCUCACUGGCAUCCCUGGGCUGGAGCACCUACACAUCUGGCUAUCCAUCCCCUUCUGCAUCAUGUACAUAGCCACCCUGGCAGGCAAUGGCAUCCUAAUUUGUGUCAUCCUCUCCCAAGCAAUACUGCAUGAGCCCAUGUACAUAUUCUUAUCUAUGCUAGCCAGUGCUGAUGUCUUGCUCUCUACUGUCACCGUGCCUAAGGUCCUGGCCAAUUUCUGGCUAGGAUAUAGCCACAUUUCCUUUGAUGGCUGCCUCACUCAGAUGUUCUUCAUUCACUUCCUCUUUGUGGCCGACUCUGCUGUCCUGCUGGCCAUGGCCUUUGACCGCUAUGUGGCCAUCUGCUCCCCUCUGCAAUAUGUCAUGAUCCUCACAAACGAGGUCAUUGGGAAGAUCGUCGCUGCCGCCCUGAGCCGCAGCUUCGUCAUCAUGUUUCCAUCCAUCUUUCUCCUCAAGCGCCUGCACUAUUGCCGGAUCAAUAUCAUUGCACACACAUUUUGUGAGCACAUGGGCAUUGCCCAUCUGUCCUGUUCUGAUAUCUCCAUCAAUGUCUGGUACGGGAUGGCAGCUGCUCUUCUCUCCACAGGCCUGGACAUCAUCCUUAUUACUGUUUCCUACAUCCACAUCAUCCAAGCAGUCUUCCGCCUCCCUUCUAAAGAUGCCCGCUCCAAGGCCCUGCGUACCUGUGGAUCCCACAUCUGUGUCAUCCUACUCUUCUAUAUCCCUGCCCUCUUUUCUGUCUUUGCUUACAGGUUUGGUGGGAGACACAUCCCACGCUAUGUUCAUAUCCUCCUGGCCAACCUCUACGUUGUCAUUCCUCCUAUGUUCAAUCCCAUUAUUUAUGGAGUGAGAACCAAGCAAAUACUGGAAGGGGCUAAGCAAAUGUUUUCAAAUCUUGCCAAAGGAUCUAAAUAA